Cooperia oncophora is the source of this 3012-nucleotide messenger RNA. The record is from the annotation of a GenBank genome assembly. Lineage: Eukaryota; Metazoa; Nematoda; Chromadorea; Rhabditida; Trichostrongylidae.
AUGGAAGAGAAAAAGGGCGGUAUAGCCACCUCCACCAAGACCGUGGGAGUGCGAGAAGUCUCGCCGGCUGGACAGGAUCCAGCCACGGCCUAUGAUGUUUAUCGAGGCCGUAGCCCAGGACCAUAUGUGCCUGGGACUUCCUGGAAUACUUGGUGGAGGUUGUUUCAGAACUUUCUGGCCUUGCGGAGAGUGACUGAUGAAGGCGAUAAGCGCCUCAUCUUUCUCCAAGAGGUCGGAGCUUCAAAUUAUGAGUUGUUAGAGUCCUUGUUGCAGGGUAAGGAACCAGAAACGGUCCCACUGAUGGAGCUGAGGCAAAGCCAUGGAGCAACAUUACUGAUGGCGGAACGUUUCGCACUGAUGUCGAAGUCACAGAAGGCCGGUCAAACCUUGCAAGAAUACUAUGCGGAGUUGCAGAAGGCUGCAGGUACAUGUGGGUUCGAAAAGGUGAAAGAUAUCCGGGAUACGAUGGUAGCAAUGGUGUUCAUAGGUGGGUUAGCUUCAGUUGAAACUAGGAAGCGGCUCUUAGAGAGAGAGGAGUUGACUUCAAAAGAGACGCUAGAAGCAGCCGAGGCGUUCGAGAGAGUAAGUAAGAACGCACCACAUCUGAAGCAAGGAAUCACGGAGGUAGGGGUAGCCACAGUGGCACCAAAGGAUACAAAAGCUGUAUCGAGAACGAGAGUAGAGAGACGAGAGUCGAAUAUGGUCCGCAGACCGGCGUCAAAUAGACCGGGGAUGAAGAGCAGGACCAGGACAGCGGACACGCGGUUGCGAACGCAGCCUUUGAGUGCGCAGCAGUGUUGGGUGUGCGGAGGCCGGGGACAUCUAGCAAAACAAUGCUUUCAUAGGACAAAAGCAUUCUGUGCGACAUGUUCACGGCCUGGGCAUUUACCCCAAGUUUGUCGGAUGAAGAAGUUCCCGACUAAAGUCUCCCGCCAAGUACAUUGGUGCGCGGAGCCUGACGAUUCUGAAGAUGAGGAGCUAACCGUGAGUACGGUCCAGGUAAGGACAUACCAGAAUCGUGCGCAUACCUCGCAGGAGAUACGGCAUACGCGAGAUGGUGAUAACGGCAAGUCGAUGAGCAUAGACGACCGACUGAAGGCGAGACAUAAGAUAGAAAUUGAACCAGCUAUCAUGCUUCCCUUGAUAGUAAAUGGAAGCACGGUUGAGUUUGAAUUAGAUACGGGAGCCUCGGUAUCAAUAAUCGAUGAAGCCACAUGGUUGAAGGUAGGCAAACCAGAAUUAAAGGAGACCAAAUUGGAAGCAAUGGCGUACAACAAUAGUCCCAUUAGCUUUGAUGGUAAGUGUAAAAUGAAGGUAGAGUUUGAGGGACGUUCUGAAGAGAUGGUAGUCUAUGUUUUACACACAGCCAACCACCCAUUAUGUGGUAGGGACAUGAUAAGGAGAUUGCAAAUCAACUGUGGACCAUACGUCAAGAGCAUAGAUCCAAAGUUGUGUUAUACGAAAGAACAGUUGCGAGAAAAGAUAAAAAGCAUACUACUCGCAAACCAGGUGCUGUUUCAGAAAGGAUUGGGUAAAUGUACGACGGCUAGGGUAUCGCUUAAGCUGAAGGAAGGGUUUGAGAAGCCCAAAUUUUGCCGUGUACGACCAGUCCCGAUUGCCCUGAGACCAAAAGUAGAAGCGAAGCUCCAGGAACUGGUGGAGAACGGGACAUUGACGAGAGUCGAACAUUCAGAGUGGGCAACACCGUUAGUGGUGGUCCCAAAGCCAGGAGGUAAAAUACGACUGUGUGGAGACUACAAAGUAACAGUAAACCCACAGUUAGAUAUCAAUCAGUAUCCCUUACCGAAACCGGACGAUCUGUUUCAUAUGUUAAACGGUGGGCAAAAGUUUUCCAAGAUGGAUUUAUCGGAUGCUUAUAUGCAGCUAGAAUUAGAGGCUGAAUCUAAGAAAUAUACCACGAUAAACACGCACAAAGGAAUGUUCGUCUAUAAUAGGGAGGUGUUGAAAAGAUUAAGAGAGGCCGGUUUCAGGUUGAAGCGGGAGAAAUGUGAAUUCCUCAAAGAAGAAAUGGAGUUUCUAGGACACAUUGUAGAUUCCAGAGGGGUUAGACCCUCGCCAAAGAAGGUUCAGGCCAUGGUGAAUAUGCCAGAACCAAAAAAUUUGAAAGAAGUUAUCCCAAAUUUGUCCACUUUAGCAGCACCACUUAACGAGCUAAGGAAAAAAGGAGUGCCGUUCCGAUGGGAAGAAGCGCAAAAGAGCGCAUUUAGAAAAAUCAAACAGCGAUUGAUGCAAGCAGAUGUUUUGACACAUUAUGAUCCUCAGAUACCCGUAGUAUUGGCAACAGACGCUUCCGAAUAUGGGUUAGGUGCCGUGGUAUAUCAUAAGAUGCCGGACGGUAAAGAAAAAGUGAUAGCGUAUGCGUCACGAACGUUAACAAAGGAAGAGAAAAAUUAUUCCCAGAUAGAAAAAGAGGCGUUAGGUAUAGUAUAUGGGGUGGAGAAAUUUAACCAAUUCUUGUACGGACGUAAGUUCACAUUGUUAACAGACCAUCAGCCACUUGUGAAAAUAUUUGGACCCAAAAAUGGCAUACCAACAAUAGCAGCGAAACGCUUGCAUCGUUGGAGUCUCCGCCUGAUGAUAUACUCAUUCGACAUUGAGUACAGAAAGACCUCCGAAUUUGGAAAUGCGGAUGGGUUAUCUAGAUUACCGGAUCCGAGAGAACUGCCGAGUUCGGAAAUGGUGAUCGAUGAAGUGGCAGAGAAACAGAUGAUGGCUGAAACUUGGGAGGAAAUUAUUUUAAAUGAAGAUCAGGUGGCUAAGGCGACCCAGGAGGACGAGACACUGCGGAAGGUGCAUACUUAUGUAAUGCGGGGCUGGCCACAAAAGAUCCGGGAAAAGGAGUUGAAGCCUUAUGAAAAGUGCAAAACAGAAAUUAAUGCGUAUAAGGGCUGCCUAAUGCGAGGCAAUCGAAUAAUUAUUCCUUAUAGAUUCCGGAAACGGGUGUUAGAGAUUUUGCAUUGUAGCCACUAUGGGAGGAAUAGCGUUGGCUAG